CAGGGCUCCGGGGCGGGGGUGGCGCCUCUUCCUCUCCUCCUGCUCGCGUUAGUUCCGGUCGCAGAGGAGACAGCGCCGCAGUUGCCGCCAGCUCGGGAAUUUCUGGCUCUUUUCUCUUCGCCUUAAAUUCGGGUGUCUUUUAUGAAUAAUCAAAAGCAGCAAAAACCAACGCUAUCAGGCCAGCGUUUUAAAACCAGAAAAAGAGAUGAAAAAGAGAGGUUUGACCCUACUCAGUUUCAAGACUGUAUUAUUCAAGGCUUAACUGAAACUGGUACUGAUUUGGAAGCAGUAGCUAAGUUUCUUGAUGCUUCUGGAGCAAAACUUGACUACCGCCGCUAUGCAGAAACACUCUUUGACAUUCUGGUGGCUGGCGGAAUGCUGGCCCCAGGUGGUACACUGGCAGAUGACAUGAUGCGCACAGAUGUCUGUGUGUUUGCAGCACAAGAAGACCUAGAGACCAUGCAAGCAUUCGCUCAGGUUUUUAACAAGUUAAUCAGGCGCUACAAAUACCUGGAGAAAGGUUUUGAAGAUGAAGUUAAAAAGUUACUGCUCUUCCUGAAGGGAUUUUCAGAGUCGGAGAGGAACAAGCUCGCCAUGUUGACUGGGGUCCUUCUGGCUAAUGGAACCCUCAAUGCAUCCAUUCUUAACAGCCUUUAUAAUGAGAAUUUGGUUAAAGAAGGGGUUUCAGCAGCUUUUGCUGUAAAGCUCUUUAAAUCAUGGAUAAAUGAGAAAGACAUCAAUGCAGUUGCUGCAAGUCUUCGGAAAGUCAGCAUGGACAACAGACUGAUGGAGCUGUUCCCUGCCAAUAAACAGAGUGUUGAGCACUUCACUAAGUAUUUCACUGAGGCAGGCUUGAAAGAGCUUUCAGAGUAUGUCCGCAACCAGCAGACCAUUGGGGCUCGGAAGGAGCUCCAGAAGGAGCUUCAGGAGCAGAUGUCCCGCGGUGACCCCUUCAAAGACAUAAUUUUAUAUGUCAAGGAGGAGAUGAAGAAAAACAACAUCCCAGAACCAGUGGUCAUUGGGAUUGUGUGGUCAAGUGUGAUGAGCACCGUGGAGUGGAACAAGAAAGAGGAGCUUGUAGCAGAACAAGCCAUCAAGCACUUGAAGCAAUACAGCCCUCUACUUGCUGCCUUCACUACUCAAGGUCAGUCUGAGCUGACUCUGUUACUGAAGAUUCAGGAGUAUUGCUAUGACAACAUUCACUUCAUGAAAGCCUUCCAGAAAAUAGUGGUGCUCUUUUAUAAAGCUGAGGUCCUGAGUGAAGAGCCCAUUCUGAAGUGGUAUAAAGACGCACAUGUUGCAAAGGGGAAAAGUGUCUUCCUUGAGCAAAUGAAGAAGUUUGUAGAAUGGCUCAAAAAUGCUGAGGAGGAAUCUGAGUCGGAAGCUGAAGAAGGUGACUGAAUUUUGAAACAACAUCCUCAGUAAAGCAAACAGGAGUUGUAGAUAAAUGUCAUGUCUCAUGUGUCCUGGUUCUUACAUCUUCCUACCUCCCUAUAUCAAGCAUGAUAUAAGGGCUUUCAUGCAGUUUUUAUUUUAACUGUUUUCUGGUUACUGGGAAGGUUGGGUUUGGUUCCUGAACCAUGUGUAAGGAGCUGCAGGAGCCGUGGAACGGAAGCUGGCGCUGCACUGGUCUUCAGUUCCCUCUACCUCCUGUAUUUUCUACUGUAAUAAUGUGAUGUAAGGCCCUCCGCAGUGCAGUGAGCACUUCACCUUAUUCCCUGGGUUUCUAUAUAAACAGUUUUCAAGAUAUGAUUUGGUUAAAAAUAAUUUGUUACAAAAAGAUUCUGUUUGCAAAUUAAACUGUAAAAGUAUCCAAAGUCUCAAAAGGCAAUGAUUUGUGUGAUAACUCAGUGUGUCCAGAGCCCUGUUCAUCAGUGAAAAUCCUGCAGAUGAUUGAAUCCUUAACAUGAAUCCUGACGUUGGUUAUUUGUGAGCAUUUUCUUAUAUUUUUAACUCCAGAUGUUGUUGAUUUCUGGGUUUCAUCCUUAGUAAAGCCAUGGAGAGCAAACUUGAGUUUGAGAACUACACAUGGCAGAGGUAGGAAGAAGGAAGCUGAGCCUUUUUCCAGAGCCUUCUAGGUUCAUUUGCAUCUUUCCAGGUAGAACAGUAGCUACUCCUCAUACAAACGUUCUACCCCAGGAUACAGCCAGACUCUUAGAAAGAAAGCGUUCCCACAAGGAGCGAGUCAAGGAAAUGUCUUGUCACUAACCCAUGAGAUUGUUGGGAGUGUUUUGGGUGAGUGUGUUCUAACAGGAUCUGGACACGACUCCAUUUCCUUUUGUGAAGGCGAAGGACAGUCAUUAGCAGUCCGCCAUUCAGUUAUCUGGGCCUGGCCUCAUUCUGCUAUAUACAAGCACCUAGUAACUCACCCUAGUUGCCAUUUUUUUUAAUUGCCGUGAGCCAAAUACUUCAAUUAAUUAAUCUAUUUUAAUGGCUGCCUUCGUUGCUUUUCUUUUUGCUAUCCAUUUAUAGUUGGUAGGGGAAAAUGUAGCCACCUUUUUGGCAAAGGCUGAAAGUGAACAUUUUGAACUUUUUUUUAAUUGGUAAAAGAAAAUAGUAAGAAUAAUGCCACCAGAGACUUGAGUGGAAAUUGCCCAUUUUGAAGGUGCCAUUCUUAGAAGCCAAGAAUUUGGUAUUUAAAGUCUAUCUUGAGAAUAACAUGUAAUAUAAUUUGAAAUAAAGGUAUAGUAACCUUAAGAGCAUUAUAGUGAAAACAUUGGUGGGUGGGGUGAAUUUGUAAAAUGAAUGACUUUGAUAAAGUUUUAUGCACAGGCAAAUGUAUUCAUUAGAUUCUGUGUAGUGAUCUGCUUCCUUUGUAAUUUGUAGUCCUAAAAAGAUUUUUUUUAAAAUAAAGUCCAUCCUUACAUUUAGGUUUUAUAGAUCAGUCUUUUUAUUCCCCUCAUAAACCCCAUUGGUCCCUAAUGGUGUGCUGUAUGUUGUGCUUUCAAAUGUCAACUGUAUACGGAUUAGUAACAAUUUGUCCUUAGAACUCGCAAACUAAACACCUCACAGAUUUCCAAUGUAGCUAAAACUACAUUGCAUUUCUACAACCUUAUCCUUGCAUGUUACCGCCGUUUGAAACUCACCCUUUAUUAUAUACUGUGUAUAGUCAGAGUGUGGAGUCUUCCAGAACUACAUUAUGAUCUUUGAUCAUUGAUCUUUUUCCCCCUUUAUACACAGUAGUGUUUACUUAAUAUAAUAGCACAUGGGUAAGGCACCUGUUAGUACAGUGUAAAGAACGAGAUUUAUGAAAUUCUCAUUUUAAGUUUAAAUGCCAACCUAUGGCCUCCAAUAUGUAAUUCCUAAUAGAGAUGUUAAAAUUGUACUCUGAAUCAUGAUUGGGAAAACUGUUGACUGAAUUCCUAACUUGGUGUCAGUUUCUAAGGCCUUUAGUGUCCUAGAUACUGUACUGUGUGUAUUUAGAAUUGAUAAGUGUCACCUUACUCUGGGAUUAUUGUCCUAGAAAUAUUCUGCUCUUACAAAAUUUGCAGAUACCAAAAUGCCACAUAUUUUGCUCAGCAUAACGAUUGGUGGUGAGGGGAAAUGCAUGUGACCAAGUGUUCAAGCUUUUUCCAUUAUCCAACCCCCCAGAAACCUUUUCCCCUAAUAGCACCCCAAUAAAUUUUAAUAUAGAUAACACUA
This is a messenger RNA of Rattus rattus (black rat), 3642 nucleotides long. RefSeq names its product basic leucine zipper and W2 domains 1 (gene Bzw1). Lineage: Eukaryota; Metazoa; Chordata; Mammalia; Rodentia; Muridae. Gene Ontology annotation, molecular function: protein binding. The coding region runs from base 142 to 1401 and encodes 419 amino acids. The transcript is spliced from 11 exons. Gene Ontology annotation, cellular component: membrane; cytoplasm. The record is from RefSeq and is a predicted model, not a curated record.